GUGAUAUCCGGGGACUAGCAAUGGUAAAUUUGAAGUUUCGAACUUGGUGAAGAAGUGCUUGCUGUUAUGUCGUCUAACAUCGAGAGUUUCAACCAAAGUGUCAUUCGCAAAGUCGCUCAAGAAAUUGCGUCUCUCAUCUCCGACCCGCCAGAAGGAAUCACCGUCAUACCCAACGAAGAGAACGUCACUGAUAUCCAAGCCACCAUAGCAGGCCCUAGUGGUACACCUUAUGAAGGUGGAGUGUUCAGAAUUAAGUUGGCUUUGGGAAAAGACUUUCCAGCGGCGCCACCAAAAGGAUUCUUUCUUACAAAAAUCUUCCAUCCCAACGUGGCCAGAAAUGGAGAGAUUUGUGUCAACACCCUGAAGAAAGACUGGAAGUCUGAACUUGGCAUAAAGCAUUUGCUUUUGACAAUUAAAUGUUUGCUGAUCGUUCCCAAUCCCGAAUCAGCACUGAACGAAGAAGCUGGAAGAUUGCUGCUUGAACAUUACGAAGACUACAGCAAACGAGCUCGCAUGAUGACCGAGAUCCAUGCUUUACAAAGAUCAAGCGACAAUGAUGCAUCGUGUAGUGAUGCAGCUUCUAGUCUAGCCAAAAAGAAGCUGCUCGAUAAGAAAACAGAGAAGAAAAAAGCAGACAGAAAGAAAAACUUAAAGCGGCUCUAGUUUUUCAUAAUUAGGCAACGAUUUGUAUUCAUGAGAACUCCAUGUACUGUACUUUAUGGGAAUAACGAAUUAUGAGAUAACAUAGAAUUACAACAAAUGUGAAUACAUACAUACUGUA
This is a messenger RNA of Corticium candelabrum, 781 nucleotides long. Its product is annotated as ubiquitin-conjugating enzyme E2 S-like. The coding region runs from base 67 to 663 and encodes 198 amino acids. The transcript is spliced from 4 exons. Lineage: Eukaryota; Metazoa; Porifera; Homoscleromorpha; Homosclerophorida; Plakinidae. The record is from RefSeq and is a predicted model, not a curated record.